AUGGCCUCAGCCAACACCGUUACCGAGAAUGGCUCUGCCAAGAAGCCGUGGCGGUCAGCCGCAGCAAUACUCCGCGAAAUGCUGAGUGACCCAGAAAAGAUAGUAGUCUGUCCAGGUGUCUAUGAUGGCUAUACGGCUCGCAUUGCACUCGACAUCGGAUUCGAUGCGCUCUACAUGACUGGAGCUGGGACUGCAGCCUGCCGUCUAGGAGCAGCUGACCUUGGUAUCAUCAACAUGACAGAAAUGGCUGCGAAUGCAAGCAUGAUUGCGGGUCUGGACUCCAGAGUCCCUGUGAUCGCCGACGCUGAUACUGGAUUCGGCUCGUCACUGUCGGUGGCUCGGACGGUCAAAACUUACAUUGAAGGAAAUGUUGCAGCACUCCACAUCGAAGAUCAGGCGUUUAUGAAGCGGUGCGGCCACCUCCGCAACAAAGAGUUAGUAUCAUUAGAUACCUACUUAACUCGAAUUCGUGCGACGAGCAUGGCCCGAGAAGCAUCUGGUCGGGACAUUGUCAUUAUUGCACGAACCGAUUCUCUGCAGUCUCUUGGUUUUGAUGAGGCUAUCCGGAGACUGAAGGGAGCUCACGAAGCAGGAGCUGACGUAGCAUUCUUCGAAGGCCUUUUGUCAAAGGAACAAGCUAGAGAUGCAGUUAAAGCGCUGGCGCCAAUACCGUGCCUUCUUAAUAUUGUCCAUGGCGGAGUGACGCCUGCAGUCACCGCGCAGGAAGCAAAAGAAAUGGGGUUCAAAAUUGUCAUCUGGCCCAUCCUGUCAUUAUCGGAGGUAUACAAUUCGACACGUCGCGCAAUGAAGGAGCUGCGUGACAUGGGUUAUGUAAUGGAGAGGGAAGACAAAGCUGGUGGUAUCUACGAUGUGUUCGGCGUCCGUGGGAUCAAUGAGUGCGCAGAGUUCGAUGCUGCUGCCGGAGGAGCUACUCUCCAGGGCGGGUUUUGA
Molecule: messenger RNA, 951 nt
Organism: Rhinocladiella mackenziei CBS 650.93
Lineage: Eukaryota; Fungi; Ascomycota; Eurotiomycetes; Chaetothyriales; Herpotrichiellaceae
Exons: 1
Coding region: 1-951 (316 amino acids)
Molecular function (GO): catalytic activity
Source: RefSeq, a predicted model, not a curated record